Ceratina calcarata is the source of this 907-nucleotide messenger RNA. RefSeq lists its product as uncharacterized. Gene Ontology annotation, biological process: sensory perception of smell. The record is from RefSeq and is a predicted model, not a curated record. The transcript is spliced from 4 exons. Gene Ontology annotation, molecular function: olfactory receptor activity; odorant binding. Gene Ontology annotation, cellular component: membrane. The annotation marks the transcript as partial. Lineage: Eukaryota; Metazoa; Arthropoda; Insecta; Hymenoptera; Apidae.
CCUCAUUAUGUUCCAAACCGCAACACCAGACAAAGCGAUUGCCUUUACCCAACGCUGCGUGGCGUUAACCUGCUGCUGGCCGCCACCGUUGGGGGCUACUAGGUCCCAGAUCCUUUUGUACAAGGUCUUAAGGAUCAUGGGGCUCGUCAACGGUUUAGUACUACUUGUUCCGUUGUUGUAUGCGUUGCACGUGUACCGCAACGAUACUGAGAUCCUGACCAAGGCUGCGGUCAUGGUUGCGGGCGUCGCUCAAGUCUCCUCUCAAACGAUGCUCUGUGCGAUGCAAUACGAUCGGUAUCAGCGAUUGAUCGAACACAUGCGACUUUAUUGCAAGGCAGCGAACUCGUCCGAGAGACAGAUCCUCCAAGAGUACGUCGACAAGUAUGCCGCGUUUUACGGGUCCUGCGCCACUUGGUUUUACGUAUCGGCGUUGUCCGUCAUUUUCGGCACACUUUUCGUAUCCGAUCCGUUCCCGACCAACGCCGAAUACCCGUUCUCCGUCGAUUUCGAACCGCUAAAGAGCAUCAUUUUCCUCCACCAAUCUGUCGCCUGCAUGCAGUGCGCCGCUCAUUUGUCCAUGAACAUGUUCUGUGCUUUACUCUUACUAUUCGCUGCGGCAAGGUUUCAAAUUUUGGCAGCGGAAAUGGUCGACAUCGACGGGAUCCGUUCUCUCGUUAAGUGCGUAAAGAAGUACCGGAUAGUAAGAGGCACAAGAAGCAUCUCUAGGGGAAGGAGUUUUAGGUACGCGAUUGAAGCUGCUCGAGGGAUGCGAGUUGUCGUAAUGGUCACGUACACGUUUGUGAUCAUGUCGUCCGUGUUCAGUGGUAUCACCAUCAUUGUUAAGACAUCGUUCACUGUGAAAAUGCAGUCGCUUCUGUUGCUCUGCGCCGGACUUUUGGAGGCCUUC